AGGCGGGCUACCGCAGCGCAGCGAUCGCUCUCCGGAGCUCGGCUACGCUCGGCUAUGUCAGGCACGAAAGCAAUGGUGGCAAUUUGCGGCGGUGAAUAAGGAUUCUCUAAAUGUUUGUACCUGAGCAUCUGUACUCGCGAUGUUCUGGCAUUAAGGGAUAAACGUACUUUGCGAGUUGGUAACCAUGUAACUUAAAAUAUUCGAUCAUAGUCGCAAAGACAAAUUUUGUAUGCUUGUUUUUAAUGAUGUCAAAUUAGGACCGUGAUAAUUUGAAGAAAACAUUGCCGUGUGUGGUUGUGGACCAUUAUUAAAAUGUUGAGAGGCAUCAGAAACUUUAAAAUGGUGUAUUUUUUGCAUCGAAAGGGCUGGAAAAGAGUACACUGAAUUACCCAAUUAGAGUUUUUUAUUAAUUUAGGAAUUAAUUAAUAACAACGAUAAAGUGAUGGAAUCAGCAGAACAAUCCACCGCUUCAGUGAAGCAAGAGACUGAAAAUUCCUCUAAUACGCCAGAACCUAUGGACGACAAGGCAAAUUCUCAAGAAGAGAGUGUUCCAAGUCCCACCACUGGAGAUGAUCCUCCAACAAAUCCAUGGUCUUCGUCAAAGUGUAUAUUGUGUGAGCAAGUGUUAACAACUGCAGAUGCUCCUAAACUUCUUGAAUGUUUACAUUCAGCAUGUUCUUCUUGUGUCUCAAGUAGACUCAGUGAACCCAGUCAAGUUAAUGGAGAUGUUAUUGUUGAGAAUGACAUUAUUAUAUGUACAGUAUGUAAUGUACAUUGCCGUGCUUCUAAUAUUAUUGAGAAUCAGUUCUUAUUGGAAGCAGAGAGUGAUUCUGAGAGUGCACAGAAUUCCAAGACAAGUGAUUUAAAAUGUACAAGUUGCCAUGAUAAUGCAGUUGCAACUAGUUGGUGUGUAGAAUGUUCAGAGUAUAUAUGUGAUGGUUGUGUCCAGGCUCAUCAGAGAUUAAAAAUUACAAAAGAACACUCCAUCAAGCCCAAAGAUGAAGCCGAUCAAGAUAAUCAGGCAUCAGCAAGUACAACUGUUCCAAAAAGUUUAUAUUGUUCAGUUCACAGACAGGAGCGUCUUUCUCUAUUUUGUGAAACUUGUGACAAAUUGACAUGUCGAGAUUGUCAGUUAACUGAUCAUCGCGAUCAUAAGUAUAAGUUUAUUCAUGAAAUUGCUGCAGAAACAAGAAACGCUAUUAACGGCUUACUGUCUGAAGUGAGCUACAAGAGAGUCUUAUUAACAAGUGCUAUGAAAGUGAUUGAUGACAGACAAAAUUUGAUUGUCCAAAAAAAGAAAGCAUUAGUGAAGGAAAUCACUCAUCUAGUGGUGAAAUUGACCAAUACUAUUAAUGCAAGAGGAAAGCAACUGGUAAUGCAGUUGAAUGAAGUGUGUGAUAGCAAGCAGAAAACAUUGCAUGAAAAGAAGACUGCUUUAGAACAAUUAUCUAAUUUAACUGAUCACUGCAUAGACUUUGUUAACAAUGCCUUAAAUAAGGGCAGUGACAUGGCUUUACUUUUUAGCAAAAGAGCUUUGCACAAUCACCUUCAGCGCAUUAAGAGUCUGAUGUCCAACAUCGGCAGUAUAAUUGUUGAUGGCAGAGUGUACGCCUCCUCAAUCGGACUGAAUCAAGGUGCUAACCAGCAAAAUGGUUCUGCAACUAACCAGCAACAACAGCAGCAGCAGCAACAACAACAGCAACAGCAGCAGCAACAACAACAACAACAACAACAACAACAACUUCUGCAACAACAGCAGCAACCAGCUGCUGUACAACCACAGCAAAUGCAGCAACCACCACCACCACCACCACAGCAACAACAACAACAACAACAACAACAACUGCAACAUCAGCAGCACCUCCACCAUCAACAACAGCAACAUUCACAACAGUUGACACCACAGAAUGAUCAACAGCAGCAACAGCACUAUAUGAUGCAGUCACAACAAACCAUGCAACAUCAGCCAUUCCAACCGCCUCCUCCACAGCAGCAGUUGCAGCCUAUGAUACCUCAUACUCAACCUCAAAUGCAACUGCAGCCAUUGCAGCAACUGCAGCACCAUGUUCAGAGACCACUCUCAGGUGCCAAUCAGAAUAAUCAGGGCCAGGUCCAUGUUGCUCCCCCCUUGCAUCCUGUUAAUCGUGUUUCUCCCCAAAUGCAUUCAAACCGUUCAUCUCCCCACCAGCCUUUACAACAAGGUCCCCCAAAUGUCCCUCGCUCUGUUCCUGCUGCCCUGAGACAAUCUCUAAACCCAGGACAGUUAUCACAUGUUCAAGCUGUUGGUUUAAUGCAGUCCCCUCAGAACAAUCACCAAGUAACUUCUUCCACCCAUCCACAAACAGUUGGUUUGGAUGGCCUUAAUUUACGAGGUCUUUUGUCACCUCAUCAGACAACGGCAUCUUAUAGUAUGGGACAACCUGUACUUAGAGUCAGUAUGUCUAAUCCAUCGCAUCCAUCGUUACAUCCUGGUUCUUCCGCAGGCUACAGACUUCCUUCGCCUCAAGCGUAUCCUCAAAACAUUCAACCUCGGUUCACAAAUGCUGUACCUAAUCAGACUGCACCUGUGUAUCAUCUUCAGCAGCAGAUGCAUCAUCCAGUGCAGCAACAGCUGCACCAGCAGCCACAACAGCAAGCAAGAAUCUCUCCUCAGGCAAUUAUAUUUAACAGUCCAGGAGCAAGAGCAGCUGUUCACCCACGUGUGCCUAGUCCUCAAAGUUCAAUGAGCCAUUUGCAUGGACCAGGAAUACAGUGGCACAUCCCACAGAGUGGGGGUGGAUUAAUUAAUGGGAGCAUAUUGGGACCGCAGAGUGGAGUUCAGCCUGCAGCAAGACCACCUCCACCUGCGCUUCCAAUAGACGAGUCAUUUAAAAUUACUCUUAAGACACAAAUGGCCCCACAGAGCCAGAGGUUGAGUACUUUGGGACCAACACAGAAUCUUGCUCCACUCACAGAUGGAAACAAGAUGGUGACAUCAUCUGUUUCAAAAACCCCAAGUCCAAAUCAAGGAAGGGUGGAAGAUGCUGAGAAGAGUCUGGAUAAUUUCUGUCAGGAAUCAGUUAAUGACCUUAUGGCUACCAUAGCAAAACUAGAUCGCAAUGGAAUAGAAGUUGUUCCUGAAGAACAGAAAGCAACUUCUGGUGAUGUGCCAUUGGCAGACAGUUCUACUGGACUAGAUGAAGUUGCUGGUCCAUCUCAAACCACCACUCCCAUAAUUCAAGAUCAAGAAAAAGGUGUAUGUGUUGAGUCAGAUACUCAGAAAGAUGACCCAAAUGAAGACUGGUGUGCUGUUUGUAUGGAUGGUGGAGAACUAGUGUGUUGUGACAAAUGUCCUAAGGUUUUCCAUGUGUACUGUCAUAUACCACAUCUGAAAGCAAUUCCGGAGGAAAGUGAGACAUGGCAGUGUCUUCUUUGUACAAAUCUCAAAGAAGUCCUGGAUGGUCCUUCUAGUCCAGCUGCAGACAUUAAUUUACUUCACUUAAGUGCAAAGGAUCUAAAAGUUGCUCAAAGAAUUCUGCUAGAAAUAUAUUGCCAGUAUGAACCCAGUCUUCAUUUUCGAGAAGCAGUUGGCCCUGAGGUCAGGGAAUACCAUGAUAUUAUCAAGAAUCCUAUGUCUCUGGAUGUAAUUCGGCGGAAACUGGAUCCUAAUGAAGUUGAGAAAUAUUCUAGCCUUCAAGAAUUUGUGAGUGAUAUUCGCCUCAUAUUCAAAAAUGCGCGACUAUUCAAUCCGAAGGAUAGUCAAGUGUAUCAAGAUGCAAAGAAUUUGGAAGAAUUUUUUGAUAAACUCUUGGAGAAAUGGUUGCCAGCUUAUGCAUACGAAUCAGCUAUAGGUUCCGAUGAUGAUGACAAUUCUCCUGCAAGAAAGUACCGACGUAUUAUGACAGAUUAAUAAUAGUCCCAUGUAUAAACCUGUAAUAAUUUAUAGGACCGCAGACUUUCAUUGAAACUAUUUGAUGUUUAAUGCAUGUGAUCUGACCUCUCUUCUUCAGUAUAGUGGAGUAGGCAUAUCAUGAAUGAAUUCAAUUGUUAACGUUUGUUAAUGUGUAUUUCUUAGCUGUGUUAAUGUAUUUCUAAGAGAUUGGCUCUAUAAAAUGAGGUUUUUAACUACUGUUUGUAAUAAGGCCCAAAAGAGGAAUGUUUUUCUAUGAACAAACAAAAUGUAUCAGGGUUGUGUAUUUUAUUUACAGUUUUGUGUGUUAGUUCUGACUGAUAACUGUAAUUAAAUAUAGAAUGGUUUGUGUAAUUAAAAACAUACAGAAAACAUUAAGCAUUGAAUUUAUUUGAGAAUAAAUGACAUAAAUGUGUUACUUUGUAAAUACAAGAGUAGGUACAAAUGUUUAGGAAAUAAAAGUGCUAGUAGAUCAUUGAAUUUCAAAACAUACUCAGUUGUACUGUUAAGUAUAUGUAUAUUUAUAAUGCACAUUUGUUAUUUCAAUGUUUUACCUCAGGGAUUCCCAGUUUAAUUAAUUGGGUACAUUGAGGCUUCCUAACAAUCUUCGCAUCAGUAUUUCAGAAUAAUUAGAUUCUAACCUUAUCAUCUUUGUUAGCCACCGUUAUCACUGAGUUAAUGUAGAUUGUAUUCAGGUUUUUAAUUUAGUUAAUUGCUCUGUGUAGUUGUCAACAUCUCAAGUUAUAUGAUGUCAUUUAGUUUUGUAGUAUAGAGAGUAAUAGAUCUAAAAAGGUGUUCAGUUUAAAGUUUUAUGAAAACAAACUUAUUUGGUAGAAAAUACAUGAAAUUAUAAAUUUUUGUAAUGUUUUACAAAUUAUUAAAUGAUAAGAUCAUGUUUCUGCAAAUGGCAUUUUCUGUCAUUGAUGUAAAGGUUCAGAUUAUGUUAAAAUCUAAUCUAAAGAGCCAAGUCAGGUAAUAAUAAUAAUAAUUUUCUAAAUAACUAAAAUAGUUUUUAUGUGUGGAUUUUGAAAUUGAUAAAAUCAUAUAUUUUAAGAAUAAUCAGUUUCAUUGCAGAUCUAAUUACUGUAAUUCGGGAAUCCCUGGUGCACACUUCUUUUCAUGUGUCAUUUAAGGGUAUUUUUGGUUAAUUUGUAUGGGACAAAGAUUGUUUUAAUUGGGCUGAUUUGGAAAUGUAGGACUUUUCCUCUUAGGAAAGAUGUAUGAUAUUUCAGUAUGUUGACAAAUGAGAUGAUUUAUAUUGAUAAAAUAAUUAGAAUGUCAUUUUAUUCUUGUUGAUAUUUGGUCAGUUGAUGAUCCACCAUAUCAUUGUUUGUUAAGAGAUAAUUUGAAUCUGUUUGCAUUCAACCUCUAUCAAUGCACUCCUAGAUUACGCUUUUUGUAUCUAGAGGCACUGUGCAGUAUAUGUACAUUCUAUUUUUUUCCUUGUCAGAAAGGUUCUGGAGCCUUUCUUCUACCAAUAGGAUUUUAUGGAGAUGUAAUUAUAUAAUACAAAGGCAUUGUAUAUGUAUGUUUGAAAAUCCAGUGACUUUUAGUAUGGGAUACAAUCUCUUUGUCUGCAAUAAGCAAGGUCAAAGGUUCUCUCCUCACAAAAUUAUAAUUCCAUAUUUUGUAUAUUAUCUGAAGUAAAUAGAUAUAAAUUAAACUUUUCAAAUAAUACAAUUUUUGUUCCCAUUCUUCCCUCUCUCACAAAGGCUCUUUUUUUUUCUCUCUCAAAAAAGUUUUUUCCAUUUUGAAUGUCAA
Messenger RNA from Gryllus bimaculatus (two-spotted cricket), 5650 nucleotides. Lineage: Eukaryota; Metazoa; Arthropoda; Insecta; Orthoptera; Gryllidae. The record is from the annotation of a GenBank genome assembly.